UCAACACAACGUCCACCCAGCUGCUGAACGUCUGUGUGCGGAAACAAGGACAGAAGUUGCCUGUAACGGUUGUUUAAUUGUAUUUUUAUAUGAAGUAAUUAGUGCAGUAAAAUCAGAGCGGAUUUAAGCGACAUAUUCUCCGGUGCUGCUGUGAAUACUAUCAAUGGGCGUGACAGCCGCACAACCACGACAACAACAACAACAACAGCAGCAGCAGCACAACAACAAAAACUCCGCUUCCGGUUUCUGGAUGUAGCUGUCAGACUCCAGCAUCGUUUUAUUUAAACGGGGAAUCGCUUUAUCAGCAGCUUUAUUAUGAGCGAAGGAGAAGUGUUUCAUGAGAAGCAACGAUUGGAGCUGUGCGCGAUUCAUGCACUCAACAACGUGCUCCAGGAGCGGGUGUUCACCAAGGAGACAGCCGACGACAUCUGCAAACGGCUGGCUCCACAGUGUGUGGUGAACCCCCAUAGGUCAGUUUUAGGCACGGGAAACUAUGACGUCAACGUCAUCAUGGCAGCACUACAGAGCAGGGAACUGGCCGCGGUGUGGUGGGACAAACGCAGGACAAUACAGAGCCUUUGCAUGUCCAAGGUGCAAGGUUUCAUUCUGAACGUCCCGUCGCGCGUAUCACUUGGGAUCGUGUCCCUCCCGCUCCGAAGGCGGCACUGGCUCGCAGUUCGGCAAGUUAACGGACAGUACUACAACCUGGACUCCAAACUGAAGAGUCCUGUCUGCAUCGGGGGAGAAGCAGAACUACGUGCAUUUCUCAGUGAACAGCUUUCUCAGGACGUGGCAGAGAUGCUCCUGGUGGUCCGGCGGGAGGUGGAGGAGGACGGUUCAUGGCUGAACUCUGACAUCCCCAAGAAGUGAUGACUUGGGACAAGGACAUACCUUUACCUAGCAUGGAAAAAGAAAAACUCCUCUGGGAAAAAGACAUUUUUAAAAACAAACACCUCAUUACAGACAACUCUUCAGGGAAUGCAUUAAAAUACAUUUGAUAUCUACACACAGAGGAAAUUCCAAAGAGAAGCAGAGACGGACAUGUGGUCCUGAAAUGAAGAACUGAUGAUUGUAACGCCUGAAAAGCUACGGCUAAGAUAUGACCCGUGUAUCUGCGUUGUCCACUCUGCUCUUGGUACCUUUUUGUUUUAACACUGGGAAGGUGCACUUAAACUAACAAAGUUGCAAAGUUUGAGGCAAAUAUGGGCUAGUUUGAUGAUACUUGAGUUGUGACACAUGACUGAACUUUCACUGUUUUGUGGUAGAAAUGUUGCAGACAGUGGUUGUGCAUAAAAAAAACAAAAACAAACAAAAAGCAUCUGCAACAAUGAUAAGUGGACUUCUUUGAUUACUAAAACAUCACCAAGAAGAAAACAGUUGAAUUGAAUUUGCUCUGUUACAUACGGUAUCUUUGGACUUUUCUGAUGUAGUCGUCAGAAUUAGAUCAAUACGCGGUAAACUGUACGUACAAGCUGCUCGUGUCAAAAUGCAUCGAGCAGCACCUCAGUGAACCACCUCUUUCCCCGUCUUUGUUGUUAACCUUCUAUGCACUGCAGAGUUAGAUUUGUUAGCACUGUUUGUCUGUGUGUGUGUGCGUGUGUGUGUGUGUCAUGUAGGUACAGGUACUGUGAGGGCAUCACCUGGUGAGGCAUUGAAGGACUGUACCGGUGUCUUUGCAUGUUUUAGGCCAUUUAGUAUAACAUUUUUUAUAGUGUGCCACUUUUUUUUUAGAUUUUUGAAUGUGUUUUCUGAUCCACCAGACAACCUUUGGCUUUCACUCAUUUAGCUACAGUAAAAACAAAUGAAUAUGCAGAGAUUUUAAUGUGGAUGAACAUCUUGUCGCCUUUUAUUUUUGUCAAAGUUACAUUAUUGAUGUGUGAUAAUGCAGUUGGAUCCACGCACUAAUGAAGCAGUGACAAAAAUGAAAGCAGACGUGACGCUCACAGUGAUAGAUUACCUAUCUCAACCAGGUGUCCAGUCUCUGCAGGUUUAUUCUCACACUGUUGUGUCCUGAAUGGAAACCAGUGGUUGCGUGGAAGUUUGGAAGAUGGCUUUUGAAAAUCUAAAUAGUGAACAUGAAUUAUGAUGUACAUGAGCCGCUUAAGAGUUAAACAUGCAAAAACACUGGCUCUGUGACUGUAUGUAACCUUCAUGUUUGUAUUUUGUCUCUCCUAUUGAUCUAUGCAUAUCCAAAAGAAUAGGAGCACUAUCUCUGGUACACACUAGUGACUAACAAACACAUAAACCUAAGCUCAGAGGUUCAUAAUAUUGAAGUUGUAUUUAUAUUAAACUUUGACUUCUUGUUUUAA
Messenger RNA from Thunnus maccoyii (southern bluefin tuna), 2309 nucleotides. RefSeq names its product Josephin domain containing 2 (gene josd2). Lineage: Eukaryota; Metazoa; Chordata; Actinopteri; Scombriformes; Scombridae. Bases 316 to 870 code for a protein of 184 amino acids. The transcript is spliced from 5 exons. Gene Ontology annotation, molecular function: cysteine-type deubiquitinase activity. The record is from RefSeq and is a predicted model, not a curated record. Gene Ontology annotation, biological process: protein deubiquitination.